Molecule: messenger RNA, 875 nt
Organism: Onychostoma macrolepis
Lineage: Eukaryota; Metazoa; Chordata; Actinopteri; Cypriniformes; Cyprinidae
Product: histone H2B-like
Exons: 1
Coding region: 423-797 (124 amino acids)
Cellular component (GO): nucleosome
Molecular function (GO): DNA binding; structural constituent of chromatin; protein heterodimerization activity
Source: RefSeq, a predicted model, not a curated record
AAGAUUUUUUACAUUUCAAAAUAUAACAUUUUUCGGUCAAAAAUGACCGAAGAGGGCCAUAGGGUUAAUGUGGAAAACGGUGUGUAAAACAAUUAUUUUAUUUUUUCUUAAUCUUUGUUUAUAAAAAAAAAAAAAAAAAACAUGAGCGGGAAAGUCGGACAGAGAAGCGUAUGUAGGAGGCGACGGGAAGCGUUCAAAUUUAGAAGCCUGUGAUUGGCUGAUGUGUCUGCUAGCCAGCCGAUUUCUAACCAAUGAAAUAUGUUUAUUUAUUGAAAUGAAAUGAAUAUGUUUAUUUCAUUCAUUGAAAUAGAACUCAAUCAGAAUAGCAGCCAGCCCUCUUAAAUUAGCAUGAGAUCUCAAUAAAUAUCCAGUACAUGCUCCUUCUAAACUGUAUCGUGUUGUUCCGCUUAUUGUGAGAUAACAUGCCUGAACCAGCGAAGUCUGCUCCUAAGAAGGGCUCCAAGAAGGCCGUCACUAAGACCGCCGGUAAAGGAGGAAAGAAGCGCAGAAAGACCAGGAAGGAGAGCUACGCUAUCUACGUGUACAAAGUGCUGAAGCAGGUUCAUCCUGACACCGGGAUCUCUUCUAAGGCGAUGGGGAUCAUGAACUCUUUCGUCAACGACAUCUUCGAGCGCAUCGCCGGUGAAUCGUCUCGUCUCGCUCACUACAACAAGCGCUCCACCAUCACAUCGAGAGAGAUCCAGACCGCCGUGCGUCUGCUGCUGCCCGGAGAGCUGGCCAAACACGCCGUGUCUGAGGGCACCAAGGCCGUCACCAAGUACACCAGCUCCAAGUAGAGCUCCGCUCCAGUCCCCGAGACUCAAAGGCUCUUUUAAGAGCCACCUAUCUUAUCACUGAAAGAGCUCUUGGUGUUU